AUAAAUUACAGAGUAUGUUUAAAAAUAAGAUAAGUUUUGGUUGAUCGGCGUUUCAACAAGUGUAAACACGUGUUUCAACGCAGACGAAUCAAGUGCAGCAUUGUUAAUUAAUCAGAAAAAAACCGUCAUUUGCGUUAAAAAUUCUCAAUCUCUUGGUAAAUAAAUGUCGAGUGAAUUGAGAAAUAUUAGUCAUUCGAUAAAUUAGAUUUCAGUUCUUUCAGAAAAGCAAAAGUGCGCAAGAGUUAUACAUCGGAUUCUUUUAGAAGAAAACGGCUUGAUCGAUUCCAAAUUUUUCAUCAGGAAGUGUGCAGUGUGCACAUUUUGGAGCUCGUACUCCUCAGGAACGCAAACAUGCAUACUUGGCGGACGCCGUCCACGAACCAGACCACAGAAUGGAUUAUAACAUCCAGACGAUCACCCAAGCAGAUCGAGAAAAAGUGCUAAAUUUUUUGCGGAAAUUUUUUUUUAGAGACGAGCCACUAAAUCAUUGUAUUGGACUUAUCCCGGAAGGAGAAAAUAGCACUUGUAUCGAGCUCGAGGAUUAUAGCAUGUCUGCCAUGAGUGAAGAUUUCAGCUUCAUGGCAGUUACUGCCAAUGGGUCAGUCAUAGGUGUCAUACUGAACGGCAGUAUGGGUCCUAUAAGCAAAGAAGAACCUCACUACAUAGUGAAUUGUGCAAAUCCAAAAUUCAAAAAAAUUUUGAAACUACUUUACUGUGUGGAAAAAAAUUCGAAUAUACCAGAAAAAUUCCCCGACCAGAAGGUUUUGGAAAUUCGGAUAAUUUCUGUUGACAGUAAAUGGAGAGGAAAGGGAAUUGCAAAAGCUCUCUUCGAAAAGACGAUGGAAGUUGCCAAAAACAGAGGUUUUGAUAUAAUCCGAGUCGAUUGCUCUUCUGCGAUAACUGGCAAAUUGUGCCAGCGAUUGAGUUUCGAACCGGUUUUCGAACUCAAAUAUGCUGAUUACGUAGACGAAGCAGGAAACCCAAUCUUUAAACCAGCACCACCUCACGAAGCGGAGGUAACUUACGUAAAAAAAGUUCCUCAAUCCGUAAAAGUCUCAAAUUAGAAGGGCUUUCAACACUAAGUGAAAAAAGAGACAAGGAGCAAACGAUGAAUCACCGAGCGCUGUCAUUUUGUACAAAAAAUAACAAAAAAGUGCCUUUUUAUAGAACCCAGGGUGGUCGAAAAAUUUCAUUUUUUAAAUUCCCUGAUCAGGAAUGUUUGAUAACAGGAUUCGA
Messenger RNA from Belonocnema kinseyi, 1236 nucleotides. RefSeq names its product dopamine N-acetyltransferase-like. The transcript has 6 exons. Gene Ontology annotation, molecular function: N-acetyltransferase activity. The record is from RefSeq and is a predicted model, not a curated record. Bases 393 to 1064 code for a protein of 223 amino acids. NCBI's taxonomy places the organism in Eukaryota, Metazoa, Arthropoda, Insecta, Hymenoptera, Cynipidae.